This is a messenger RNA of Seriola aureovittata, 3760 nucleotides long. Its product is annotated as CLOCK-interacting pacemaker-like. Gene Ontology annotation, biological process: negative regulation of DNA-templated transcription; negative regulation of circadian rhythm. Gene Ontology annotation, cellular component: nucleus. The record is from RefSeq and is a predicted model, not a curated record. The transcript has 5 exons. Lineage: Eukaryota; Metazoa; Chordata; Actinopteri; Carangiformes; Carangidae. Bases 324 to 1940 code for a protein of 538 amino acids.
CAAAUGAACAUCAUGGAUGCUUUCAGUACAUGAUCGGACUGGCUGUGUUUCCAGAACCAGGACGCUCCGGUAACAACAGCUUCACCGUGUAUCAGUUUAUCAGUUUCUAAAGUCAGAGGUGUUGCUUCCCCUGUUGUGGAGAUGCUCUGUUUUCCUUCUGGUAAAAGUGAACCGUUUUUUCUCACACCAGGGAUAAAACACGGACAGGUGCAGCACUGAAGUGUAGGUACCAGAGCUCAGCUGAGCUAAGUCCAGACUCCUGAGGACAGGACGAAUAGCAGCGCUGUGACAUCAAGAGCUCAGUUCUACAGUUAAGAUUUUGAAUGCCAAAGGAACAGGGGCAUUUUGGGGAGCGGGCUGCUCGUAGCGCCUCAAAGAAUGCCAAGGAUAAGAGUAACAGCGCCACUCUGCGGGCAUCCCAGGGUGGCGCCCACAUGGAGCAAUCAGGAAUGGGUGACAUGAGCAACCACAUGCUGCGCUGUGACUCAGAGAAGGACUCUGAAAAAGACUCUGGGUACUCAGACGACCAGCGCAGCAGUGUGAGUGAGACUCACAGGGAGAGCAGCAAAAGCUUGAACAACAACAAUAGUGUGAAUUCUGCAGGCCACAACAUGCCUCCUUAUGAGGAGCUCACCCCCAUUUACGUCAUCAAAAACCUGGUAGUCAAGCCGUCUAGACCAGAACAGCUUCUGCAUGGGCACCUGGCGUGGGGCGGGGGUUGGCACUCCCUUUCCAAUGGCAAAGCACCCACCCAGCUCUUACUGAUCCAACAGCCAGUAAUACCUGCUCUCUCCGACACUACCCCAACUCCUUCAUCCAGUCAAGCUGCACCUCCAGGUCAUGUUAAGACAGGAGGCAGCCGCAGCAACCAGAACCACGGCAGCAAGAACUCAUACCUGCCCAUCCUGAAUUCUUACCCUCGUAUUGCCCCCCACCCCAGGAAGGAGAGCUAUGAGGGCAAGGCUACCACAUGGAUGGAGGAGGUUAAGGAGAGUGGCAGUGAAGGCCAGAGCCGGAGCAAGAGAGUUUGCAUUGAGGAACAGAAGAGGGAGGCUGUAUCUACCACCAGUCACCUCCUGAAGCUGCAGCAGCAUCAAAAAGAGGGUAGAGUCCAUUCCUCUUCCCAGUAUAAAGGCAGAGGAGAGCACAGCUCCUUUCCCAUCCUAUCUCACUCUCCACUACCCAGCCAUGCAUCCUCCACCACCCAACACAAGUCCUACCACUGCCACCCGAACUCGGGCUCCGACAACGUGGGCUCACCUUCCAUCUCCAGCUCCCAGACACCCUCACCUCCUUCUUCCUCUGACUCCCCCUCAUCAUCCUCUCCUCCCUCUUCAUCUCCCUCUUCCUCCACGGCUCACAGCCCAUGUCGCCUGGCUCCAGACAGCUCGUCCACACGCCAACGCCGUUUCUUCAAUACAGCCGAGAUCCUGAACCAGUCGGGCCUGCUGGCCAUCACGCUACGAACCAAGGAGCUGCUGAAGCAGAAUGUCGCCACAGAGAGAGAAAUUACCCAACUCCGUCAGCACACCCAUCUCCUGUGCCAGGUAGCCCAGGCCAGCCAGAGCAGGUGUAACAAUGGCUCAGAUAGUCUCGACAAACUCCUCCAAUCCAUGACCGAGUCAGACUCUUACCCCAACUUAGACUUAAAUCAGCUGAAAGCACUCAGCAGCUGCCAUAAACAGAGGAAAACUAGAACUGAGGAAGACAAAGAGAAAGAUAACAACAAGAGAACCACAAAGACACACAAUGACCUACUGCAGGUGGUGUCUUUACGCACAAUAGAUGAUGGAACAUCACCACCCUCGCCGCUGUUUGCCCCCUCACCAGACACAGAAGAAACACACCAUGGUGACAAUCCUCUAGACGCUGUCUCUGUUUCUUCUCCCAGGUCUGUUCCUGAACAGGGACGCAAACAAGAAGUCAUGGCAAGAACUUAAGUGAUCUCACUAUGUUGCCAGAGAGCUCGACGCAUAAUAACUAUCUCCUCUAGCUUCCUGUGGAAGAGGACAUCGAUCUGUAAUGACUGCCAGGGAAAUUUGGACUUAGCAAUACAGGAGAGCAUGGCUUUUUGAGCAAUUUAACAUGUAUGUGAAAAAUUAAUAGAGCUGGUUGAAAGUUUAGAAUGAUGGUUUUAUGAUUUAGAUCUACACACAUGAUUUAAACUUGUGUAUGACUGAUUGUGUAUUUUUAUUUUUUGCUGAUGCCAGGUGCCCAUUUUUCAAACAUAUUUUUUAUUCAUUCAGGUGGUGACAUACACAGUCAGUGAUGGAUGUCCUACAUGUGACAAGAACCAGUGAGACAACUGAAACAUGUCUACAGAGAAAUAGAAAUCAUGAGUCAUGUUCUGUUAUUAUCAUCACUCAGGGUUGUUGAGGAGAUUUCCAGCAUUUAUAAGCUGGUAACAGUCUUUUGCUUUAAUGUUUUGCUUUUAAGAUAUUGACAGAAGAAAAUACCAUUAGUUAGUUAUUAGAGUGUUUUAUGAUUUCUUUGGCUCAGUUUUCACCAAAUAAUUUCAGUGUGCAAGCCUUUUAAUGCAAAGAGGAAAACUCUCUGAAUUCUUCCCUUUAAAUACAAAAUGCUGUCCUUAUAUACAGAGUGAACAGUCCAUCACAUGCCCAGUCCUGAGAACACCUCCUAUCAGUUCCAGAGAAGAGAUUACUGAAUCAUCCUUACGCUGCAUCAUAUCAAAUACUAACUUCCACAUAGCACAUCUUUUGUUUCUCAUCACUUUUUGUAUAAUCUUAACCAAAUUAUCACUGUUUUGAUGAAAAUUAGUUAUUAUUUGACAGAAUAUUUUGAUAAUCACCAUUUUAUUUAUAAAAUCAACAAUGAUUCAAAUUCAGUAAUAAACAUAAUUUGUAGAGAUGCUCAGAUAAACUGAUGUGAAGCUGUGCAGUGUAUCAUGUCAUACCAUAUCAUUUCAUAUGCCAUCAGAGUUUUGCAAAUUGUGAAUUUUGUGCCAAAGCAAACGUAAAAUAUUGUAAUUAAAGUAUAUGUGGCAGUUCAGGUGAGAUAACACAGUACCUGCUGUAUUCACAAUCCAAAUUUGAUUAGCUGUCUUUGCAAAAUUGAAAAAAUAUGACUGUUUUCAUGCUAUUUUUGACUGGGGAAUUCUUAGUUUUUGUUACAAACAGAUGUGUUCUGUUUUAAUGUUGGUGCAUGUUACAUCAUGUAUGUUCACAGUCUAAGUGCACAGACAGUGUUAACCAUUAGACCUCCAGUUGUGACUUUUUGAGAUUUGGCUCAACUGUGAACCCUGUAACACCAUAGACAGCAGUUUUUGUCUGUUUCACACCUGAAUGGCUGAUAGAUCUGCGGAUGUGUCUGCAGAUCAUGGUCUGGUACAAGCAUGUCAAAUUGAUCAUCUAUACUUGCCCAUGAUCACUUGGGACAUCCAGUCAGACAUCCUGUGGGACUGACAUUUUUACAGAGUUGUUGUAUGGUCUUGCUCGGUAAUGCAUUAUUGUGGAUUAUUUGCAUUUUUUUCCUCAGUCAUUUUUGAAUGAGGAGUGCGUGCGUGUGUGCGUACGUGCAUGCGAGCGUGUAGAGGUCUGUAAUGUAUUAGCUUGUAGAUAUUAAUACAAAUUUAAUUAUAGAUUUAUUUAAUUAUAUCUAGAUUGAUUGUAGAUGUGGGACAUUGAUCUUCAUUACUGUCUAAUAAAUCAUAAUCAGGGGUAUGGCAAAAGAAAUGGGCUCUUCACACGUUCUCAGAUACAAACUUAAACAAUAAAUCUGCUCUGACUCAUGAAGACAUCUA